AUGAGCUCCCCAAUUAUUGAUACUGAAACACAAAAUGAAUUUCGAUCAUUUUCCAAUCGGCAAAAUAUUCCGAUCAGCCAAUGUUUUUUAGCGACAUUGCAAGACCAGCUUUUCCAACAAGUCGAAACUCCACAACCACCCAUGCUUCAUCUUGAUGUAUACGACUUUUGCAAAACGUACUAUGAACUGUUGAUCCAUCAAGAAAACAACACUUCUCGAGAUCCUGCUCAGCUAAACAUUUCAGACCCAACCUCUGGCAACGUUGUUGCAACUUCAGAUUCUUUCGAGACAACAUUCCUGGAUGAACCACUUGUCAACGAGGUUGCUCUAUUUGAGGAACAGGAUGAAAUAACGGAACCACUUUUUGACUUGGAACCCUCUUCAAGUAAGGCUACCUCACCUGUCAUCAAUGAUCCUGCCCUGCAGCCAGAUCACAGUGCAGAUGCUUUGAGUGUAUAUAGCACCUCCUACCAAUCUGCAAAGAAGUCCUCUCCCAAUAACAACCCUUGUUUUCGUGAUUUCAUCAAUACCACCUUCACUUCCAGUGGAAAAAGAAUUGAGAAGAAGAGAAGGAAAAAGAUUCCAAAAAAACAACUAUCCAUGCAGUUUAAUUUCCCAAUGUGGACUUUCCACCUGUCCACAACCUGUACUACCAAAUCGAAAAAUGUAAAAUAA
Naegleria lovaniensis is the source of this 675-nucleotide messenger RNA. RefSeq lists its product as uncharacterized. Bases 1 to 675 code for a protein of 224 amino acids. Lineage: Eukaryota; Heterolobosea; Eutetramitea; Acrasida; Naegleriidae. The transcript has a single exon. The record is from RefSeq and is a predicted model, not a curated record.